Messenger RNA from Drosophila rhopaloa, 3257 nucleotides. RefSeq names its product protein inturned (gene in). The transcript has a single exon. NCBI's taxonomy places the organism in Eukaryota, Metazoa, Arthropoda, Insecta, Diptera, Drosophilidae. Gene Ontology annotation, biological process: cilium assembly; establishment of planar polarity; nervous system development. The coding region runs from base 109 to 2736 and encodes 875 amino acids. The record is from RefSeq and is a predicted model, not a curated record. Gene Ontology annotation, cellular component: cytoplasm; cilium.
AACUGAGACGGUAUCUCGCGGCGGUAUCAGCGGAAGAAAGUAGAGUUCAUACCUGGGAUAAUAGGUGAUUGUUUCCGAAGAUAACUGACCCGAAAUCUGCGUUGCACUAUGCGCAAAUCGCCGGGCAGCCUGGUCUCGGAGGCCUUCUCCAGCUCCAACUCCUCGCUGAGCAACUCGUACAGCGACGCCAGCGACCUGGCCAACUGGGAGGAGUACGUGGCCGCCGACGGGAGUCUCUUCUACAUGGAGUAUGUGAGAAAUGAGAAGACGGGCGGCUCGGCAGAGCGGCGGGUGGAGUUCAUGCGCCGAUCGCUGCGCCUGGGAAAGAAAUCGUCGCGUCGCCAGCCGCACAGCAGCGGCAAUCAGAUUCAGAGUCAGAGUCAGAAUCAGAAUCAGAGCCAGAACCAAAACCAGUCCCACGGCCCGAGCCAGUUGGAUUCCCAGACGGAGCCGCAAGAGUUCCGAUUCUCACAGUUCAAGACGGCUGCCCCCGAUCCCAAGAAACUGGAGCUGGUCAUUACCGCCGCCGAUCGCUUUCGUUUCGGGCGACGAUCCACAGCGGUGGAGUCGAUCCUGGGCUUCCGGGUGCUGCCCUUUCCGGACCAGCCGGAAUGCCUGAUGGUCGAUGGAUUUGUCCACGAUCUGAGUGCCCUGCAGCACGGGAUUAAGCGGGGAGAUUGGUUCAGGUCCCUGAAUGGCAUUGAGUUGUAUGCCAGCAAUGUGGACGAGUUGCUGCAGCAGUUUGUGGAGCCCACUCAGGUGUGUCUGGGAUUCCAGUCGUGCGGUGCGGCCAGCGCGGUUUCCCCCGCGGAUCCUGCCUACAAGGAAAACUUGCCGGAGGAGCAGGUGUGCAAGGUGGAAAACUUUGCCAUGUUCACGGAGAAGUUCGAGCAAAUGUUGAUAGCCGAGGGGAAUUCCGGGAGUUCCCCGGAUAUAACGCUGCCCUUUGCCAUGUUGCUCCUGCCACCGGAGUGCUAUCAGCAUGAACAACAACAGGACUCGCUGUACUACUUCCCGGAGACCCCGGAAAACUUCCUGUUUAAGGCCCGAGGAAGCUUCCUUACUCUCCACGCCGUGCUCAGUGAGUUGCACACUCAACCGCUGAGUUCGCGACUCCUGGUGGACCAGGUGCAGUACCAUGUCAACUACCGGAGACUCAAUGGCUUCCUGGUGCUGUUCGCCUACGCCGGCGGACUCUGCAGUGCGGCGGAGUGCAGCCUGCGAUCGGAUGAGCUGAUAGGCUAUAUACGCUUCUCCCUGCCCGGGUUGGUCCUGGAGAGCUUUAAUCAGGAGGCUGGGUCGGGAAGCAGUUCGGGUCUGAAGUUGUUUUUGCGGCACUUUUGUGAAAUUCAAAGGACCCGCCUCCUGGCCAGAUGUCGGGGACCCAUCCGGUUCGAGGAGCUCUUGGGGCAAUCGCGAAGUUUGCCGCUGCCCAAGGAAGCCCAGUUGCGCAUCUUCGAUGCCCUGAGCGAAAUGGAGGCCAUGGACUAUCGCAACUGGAACGAUGAGCCACUGACCACACAUCGCGAGUUCUUCAUUUACGGGAGUGCCCUGUACUUCGAUGGUUUCCUGGUGGCCAGUCUGCUCCCGCCGGAGGUGAGGGUCAGUGUGGAGGGUUUCUUGCGCUGUCGCGGAAUCUUCGAGUUGCUAGGAGCUGCUCCGGGGAUCAGAGUGCGCGAGAUGUACGUUUGGGAGGAGAUUGUCUUGCCCAGCGCCACAGGACGCUAUUUUCUCACCAUCUGCACGCGGAAUCACCUGAGCUUGGCGGUCAUCCUGAAGAUCUUCGAUGCUCCGGACAUGGCUCCGGAUGCGGUGGUGGGUCCAUCACUUUUCUACAUCGAGGAGAUACAGGAGACCCUGGAUCACCUGGUGCAGUGUGGCAUCGAGUCGCUGGCCAUGUUCUGGUCCGUAUCCAACAAGAGACCCGAAGUGCUGGAAGCCACUGCUGCGGAAAACAGGGAUCAGGAAAAGGAGCCCAACAGCCGGCUAGAGUCCUUCCUCAAACAGAAGCUCACCGUUCUGAGUCCUUCGGUGGAGGAAGAGGCCCAACUGUGCUCGUCCCUGGGUGGAUCCUCCAUACACAGCCUGACCCCCAGCGAGGAUGACUCCUCCCGCCGAAGAUUAACCCCCAUCCAUGGCGCUGGCGAGGAUUCGGAUAGCGGUUCCGAUUGGGAAAACUUUGCCGUUCAGCACCCACUGCACUAUGGACUGAAUCUGGGUGCCGAGAGCCACAAUCAAAGCCAGAUGACGGAGUCCAUGUGGAAGGAGAUCAACAACGUGGUGCCGGUGAAGAUCUCCGCCGGGUGGAAGAAUUCCGUGCUGCACUACGUCUACAUUGACAUAGCAAAUGGGUCGCUCUUUGCUCCAUUUAACGAUAGUUCGGAGAGUUUCUCCUUCCUGUCGGAGAUCCGUCAGGCAUGUCACAUAAUCCACGCCGUCCUGGAGAAAUCGAAGCACUAUCGAAGGCAGCUCACGGAAUCCACGAGAGCACAGUCGAGUUCCAAUGGCCACAGCAGUCAUGCCCUGUCGCUGGUCAAGGAGCACGGCCUGACCCUGGAGGCUAGCUCGCAAGCCAAGCCGGAGGGACAAACCCAAUCCGUGAGGAGCAGUCGCUUCGUGGUGGUUGGUCGCUUGUUCCAGUCGCCCGCAAAGGAGGUCUACGUCUGCCACCGCUCCGAUGUUCCCCAAAACAUUGUUGAAAUGGCCUUCCGAUUGUCCUUCUUCUCCAUGGGAUAGAGGUUUAGUUUUGUGUUGCUUUUUUAUGUUGGCAUUCCCAAAUAUUAAUUUAUUUUAAUUCCUUGAGAAAGUCCUGGAAUUUAAAAAGCAUUUUUUAUGUUGGCAUUCCCAAAUAUUAAUUUAUUUUAAUUCCUUGAGAAAGUCCUGGAAUUUAAAAAGCAUUUAAAUUUUUUUCGAACUUAAUUCAAUGAAUCCAUAUUCAAACUGGAGCUUUAAUUGCAAAGGAAUCAGCACACAUAUUUAACUAUUAAUAUUUUUAAAUUAAUUUAUAAAUUAUUAAUAUUCUUGCCUAAUUAAAAUGGAUGUUUUAUAUAAGGCCUAUAAACUUGUAUUCAUCUACUUGGGAACCAAUUCCAAAAUCCGUUAAGAACAACAAAAAAUACAAUUUUUUGUUUAAGCCACAUUUAAACUCGGAAAACAAUUUAAUAAAUAAAUGUCAUUAUUAAAUAUGCCUUUUCUAUUUUCUUUCCCUUUAAAAUAACCUAACUGAAAUUCUAAAGCCGCAAGCUAAAACUCUUACA